This is a messenger RNA of Cynocephalus volans (Philippine flying lemur), 2472 nucleotides long. Its product is annotated as myb/SANT-like DNA-binding domain-containing protein 3. Gene Ontology annotation, cellular component: plasma membrane. The transcript has 11 exons. The coding region runs from base 424 to 1788 and encodes 454 amino acids. Lineage: Eukaryota; Metazoa; Chordata; Mammalia; Dermoptera; Cynocephalidae. The record is from RefSeq and is a predicted model, not a curated record. Gene Ontology annotation, molecular function: protein binding.
GGGAACUCUAGGGAACUCGGGGCCAACCUAGGAUCAAACAAGAUGAGUAUGAGACCUUAUGACCGAGGAUUUGAAUGCUCCAUUACCUCCUAGCUUUUAUCUUUACCCUUGCCUUGUCUUUGCCCUGAUAGUCUCCCUCUUUAAAAAAAUCUAGUUGCAGUAUGUGUGUAAUUAAGUUGCUUCAAACUCAUUUUAGAAGGAAGCUGUUAUAAACAAAAUAAACAUAACAGCCUGGGCCUCAAUUGAGGAAAGCUUCACAAAAAUGACAUGAGAAUAGGGACUUGAAGGAUGAAAGUGGGCCCUUGGUGGACCUUGAGGUAAAGGAUUCCAGCCAGAGGAAGCCCCAUGUGUACAAAGGCAUGAGAGCACAGCAGGUUCAGGAGCAUGAAGGAUAGCUAACGGCCAGGAGAAAUAUAGUGGAAAAUGCAAAACAACGAAAUUAUAAAACCUGCCAAAUACUUCUCAGAAUUGGAAAAGAGCAUCUUGCUUGCUUUAGUAGAAAAGUACAAAUAUGUGCUGGAAUGUAAGAAAAGCGAUGCGCGAACUAUUGCCCUUAAGCAACGUACCUGGCAAGCACUCGCCCACGAAUAUAACUCUCAGCCCAGCGUAUCACUGCGGGAUUUCAAGCAGCUGAAGAAGUGCUGGGAGAACAUCAAGGCUCGGACCAAAAAAAUUAUGGCCCAUGAAAGGAGAGAGAAAGUGAAACGGAGUGUCAGCCCGCUUCUGAGUACCCACGUCUUAGGAAAGGAGAAGAUUGCCAACGUGCUGCCCGACCAGCUCUACUUCCUGCAGAGUCCCCCGGAGGAAGAGCCUGAAUACCACCCUGAUGCUGCAGCCCAAGAAUUAAAUGUGAGGGAGUCUGAUGUAAGAGUUUGUGAUGAAUCAUCCUGUAAAUACGGAGGAGUCUGUAAAGAAGAUGGAGAUAGUUUGAAAUGUGCAUGCCAGUUUCAGUGUCAUACAAAUUACAUUCCUGUUUGUGGAUCAAAUGGGGACACUUAUCAAAAUGAAUGCUUUCUUAGAAGGGCUGCUUGUAAGCACCAGAAAGAGAUAACAGUGGUAGCAAGAGGACCAUGCUACUCUGAUAACGGCUCUGGAUCUGGAGAAGGAGAAGAGGAAGGGUCAGGGGCAGAAGUUCACAGGAAACACUCCAAAUGUGGACCUUGCAAAUAUAAAGCUGAGUGUGAUGAAGAUGCAGAAAAUGUUGGGUGUGUAUGUAAUAUAGAUUGCAGUGGAUACAGUUUUAAUCCUGUGUGUGCUUCUGAUGGGAGUUCCUAUAACAAUCCCUGCUUUGUUCGUGAAGCAUCUUGUAUAAAGCAAGAACAAAUUGAUAUAAGGCAUCUUGGCCACUGUACAGACACAGAUGAUAACAGUUUGUUGGGAAAGAAAGAUGAUGGACUACAAUAUCGACCAGAUGUGAAAGAUGCUAGUGAUCAAAGAGAAGAUGUUUAUAUUGGAAACUACAUGCCUUGCCCUGAAAACCUCAAUGGUUAUUGUAUCCAUGGGAAAUGUGAAUUCAUCUAUUCUACUCAGAAAGCUUCUUGUAGAUGUGAAUCUGGUUACACUGGACAGCACUGUGAAAAGACAGACUUUAGUAUUCUCUAUGUAGUGCCAAGUAGGCAAAAGCUCACUCAUGUCCUUAUUGCAGCAAUUAUUGGAGCUGUACAGAUCGCCAUUAUAGUAGCAAUUGUCAUGUGCAUAACAAGAAAAUGCCCCAAAAACAAUAGAGGACGUCGACAGAAGCAAAACCUAGGUCAUUUUACUUCAGAUACAUCAUCCAGAAUGGUUUAAACUGGUGACUUUUAUAUGCACACUAACCAUGUGAUGUACUCUUAUUAUGUCUUUUUUUUAAAGAAUGGAAAUAUUUAUUUCAGAGGCCUUAUUUUUGGACAUUUUUAGUGUAGUACUGUUGGCUUGUAUUUAGAAUAUUCAGCUACAACAGUUUUGGACUGUUUAGUACUUUGUUUUAUGUUUUUAAAUACAGAAUUUGAUUUCAUGAAUUUGUACCACAUGUUAAUUCUAAGACUUGUUCUUUACCCGUGGAAUGUAAUAUUUUUGCAAAGAUGGACCACUUUACAAAUAGUUAUAAAGUCAUACUCACUUCUUCCACAAUGACCACAGGAAAUGACCAAGCAUGAACUAAAGAUACAGAUGUUUACAGAUUACUUUUCUUACAAAAAAAUUCUAGAAGACACUGUGUUUAAAUAGAUAUUUAAAUGUUUUUGAGAUUUAGUAACUGAUUUUUUAGACACUGCCUAUCGCAUGAACUAUAAUGCUGUUGUGUUAGAUGUAAAAUCUUUACAAGAUGUAUGGACUAGAAUUGGGAUUACUCCUUUCUUUGAAAAAAUAAUUCUAAUAAUAUGAAAACGUUUCUGGUAGUAAUGAUGGAACAGAUCACUGAUAAGUAGAUUUAGAUAAUAUGAAAAUAGGCUGUUUAACAAACAGAUUGAAAUAAAGCCUACUAUAUCAAUUAAA